AUGCACAAGCUUUUUGACUUGCUGGAGGACUUUGUGCCAGCUUUUCUGGAAACGGUUGAUGCGAGUGACUUCGGCAUUUUCCAGGAGCUGGACGGCUUCCAUUACGGUCCAGUCGAGCGAAACACUUGCGUGUCCAUCCACUGCUUCCUGGACAAGAUCCAAGAGCAUUUCACAUCAAUUCGGCACGCAGCGCUCCUUUACAACGCUCACCUGGUCUACACGAACCUGGCGCUGAGUGACAUGAGGGUGCUCUAUACUUAUUUGGUGUCCUUCAACGGCGCCGUUUCCAGCCACAAGCUGAACAGACCCCCCUUCGGCAGGAUCCCGACAGCUGCUUCACAGCCUGGUGGUGGAAGCUCUUCGUUCGGCCGCGCGUUCCUGCUCUCCGAGGAGGAU
This is a messenger RNA of Symbiodinium pilosum, 396 nucleotides long. The record is from the annotation of a GenBank genome assembly. Lineage: Eukaryota; Dinophyceae; Suessiales; Symbiodiniaceae.